Apus apus (common swift) is the source of this 8168-nucleotide messenger RNA. It is a transcript of the gene ANKRD44, whose product is annotated as ankyrin repeat domain 44. The transcript is spliced from 29 exons. The record is from RefSeq and is a predicted model, not a curated record. NCBI's taxonomy places the organism in Eukaryota, Metazoa, Chordata, Aves, Apodiformes, Apodidae. Gene Ontology annotation, molecular function: protein binding. Bases 144 to 3404 code for a protein of 1086 amino acids.
CCUCCCCGCCCCGCCCCGCCCCGCCGGCGCGGAGCUGAGCAGAGCGGAGCGGAGCGGAGCCUCCGCCGCCGCAGAGCGCCGGUCGCGGGGCGCCCUCGCCGCCCGUCGCAGGAGCUGGAUGUGCGGGGGAGAAGCUGCGCAGGAUGGCAGUGCUCAAGCUCGCCGACCAGCCACCACUGGUCCAAGCGAUUUUCAGCGGCGACCCAGAAGAGAUACGGAUGUUGAUCUACAAAACUGAGGAUGUCAACGCCUUGGACGCUGAGAAACGAACUCCUCUUCAUGUUGCAUCAUUCCUGGGGGAUGCAGACAUCAUUGAGCUUCUCAUUUUGUCAGGCGCUCGUGUUAAUGCCAAGGACAAUAUGUGGCUGACUCCUCUCCAUCGAGCAGUUGCUUCAAGAAGUGACGAAGCAGUGCAGGUGUUGAUUAAGCACUCUGCUGAUGUCAACGCUCGGGACAAGAACUGGCAGACUCCGUUGCACGUGGCAGCCGCCAACAAGGCGGUGAAGUGCGCCGAGGUCAUCAUCCCCAUGCUGAGCAGCGUCAACGUCUCGGACCGAGGCGGGCGCACGGCGCUGCACCACGCCGCGCUCAACGGCCACAUCGAGAUGGUGAACUUGCUCUUGGCCAAGGGGGCGAACAUCAAUGCUUUUGACAAAAAAGACAGAAGAGCACUUCACUGGGCAGCAUACAUGGGACACCUGGAAGUUGUUGCCUUACUGAUUAAUCAUGGUGCAGAGGUGACUUGUAAAGACAAGAAGGGUUACACCCCACUUCAUGCAGCUGCAUCCAAUGGGCAGAUUAACAUUGUGAAACACCUCCUUAACUUAGGGGUAGAGAUUGAUGAAAUGAACAUCUAUGGAAAUACUGCACUUCACAUUGCCUGUUACAACGGGCAGGAUUCUGUCGUUAAUGAGCUGAUUGACUAUGGUGCUAAUGUAAAUCAGCCUAAUAAUAACGGAUUCACUCCCUUGCAUUUUGCUGCUGCUUCCACUCAUGGAGCACUGUGUCUUGAACUACUAGUGAAUAAUGGGGCAGAUGUUAACAUUCAGAGUAAGGAUGGGAAGAGCCCACUGCACAUGACAGCUGUCCAUGGGAGGUUCACACGGUCGCAAACCCUCAUUCAGAAUGGAGGGGAAAUCGACUGUGUUGAUAAGGAUGGUAACACCCCUCUGCACGUGGCUGCAAGAUAUGGACAUGAGCUUUUGAUUAACACCCUCAUAACCAGCGGAGCUGAUACUGCCAAGUGUGGGAUACACAACAUGUUCCCUUUACACUUAGCAGCACUGAAUGCUCACUCAGACUGCUGCAGGAAAUUGCUGUCAUCGGGACAAAAGUAUAGCAUAGUGUCCUUGUUUAGUAAUGAGCACGUGCUGUCUGCAGGCUUUGAAAUAGACACCCCCGAUAGUUUCGGAAGAACGUGCCUCCACGCUGCCGCUGCAGGAGGUAAUGUCGAAUGUAUAAAACUCUUGCAAAGCAGUGGAGCUGAUUUUAGUAAGAAGGACAAAUGUGGGAGGACACCUUUGCACUAUGCAGCUGCAAAUUGUCAUUUCCACUGUAUUGAGACACUGGUGACAACAGGAGCCAAUAUUAAUGAAACAGAUGACUGGGGACGCACCCCUUUGCACUAUGCUGCUGCUUCUGACAUGGACCGAAAAAGAAAGAAUAUUUUAGGUAACUCCCAUGAAAAUGCUCAAGAACUUGAAAGAGCCAGUGAGAUGAAGGAAAAAGAAGCUGCAUUGUGUCUAGAGUUCCUUCUACAAAAUGAUGCCAAUCCAUCCAUCCAAGACAAAGAGGGGUACAACACUGUGCAUUUUGCUGCUGCAUAUGGGCACCGGCAGUGUUUGGAACUGAUUGGAAGCAAAGCUCCACUGGAUAUACUUCUGGAAAAAACCAACAGUAUCUUUGAGGAAUCUGAUUCUGCAGCUACGAAAAGUCCUUUGCAUUUAGCUGCCUAUAAUGGUCAUCAUCAAGCCUUGGAGGUACUUCUCCAAUCUCUGGUAGAUCUGGAUAUUAAGGACGAGAAGGGACGCACUGCUUUGGACCUGGCUGCAUUUAAGGGACAUGCAGAGUGUGUGGAAGCUCUCAUCAGCCAGGGUGCUUCUGUCACUGUAAAAGACAAUGUCACCAAAAGGACCCCCCUCCAUGCUUCAGUCAUUAAUGGCCAUACACCUUGUUUACGGUUGUUACUAGAAGUUGCAGACAACCCUGAUGUGACAGAUGCCAAAGGACAAACCCCACUAAUGCUUGCAGUGGCAUAUGGGCACAUUGAUGCUGUUUCUUUAUUACUUGAAAAAGAAGCAUCUGUAGAUGCAGCUGAUCUUCUGGGAUGUACAGCUUUACACCGAGGGAUUAUGACUGGGCAUGAAGAGUGUGUUCAGAUGCUGUUAGAGAAGGAAAUCUCUAUCCUGUGCAAGGACGCCCGUGGCAGAACACCCCUGCACUUUGCAGCAGCGCGGGGUCACGCCACUUGGCUGAGCGAGCUGCUGCAGGUGGCACUUUCGGAGGGAGACUGCAGUUUGAAGGAUAAUCAAGGUUACACACCACUGCACUGGGCUUGUUACAACGGUCAUGAAAACUGCAUAGAGGUACUAUUGGAACAAAAAUGUUUCCGCACAUUCUAUGGAAAUAGCUUCUCUCCAUUGCACUGUGCUGUAAUCAAUGAUCAUGAAAAUUGUGCAUCCCUGCUCCUCGGAGCCAUCGAUGCCAGCAUUGUCAAUUGCAAAGAUGACAAAGGAAGGACGCCCCUCCACGCUGCAGCCUUCGCGGAUCACGUGGAGUGUCUCCAGCUGCUCCUCGGCCACCGCGCGCACGUGAACGCUGCGGAUCAUGCAGGGAAAACCCCUCUCAUGAUGGCAGCUCAAAACGGGCACGCAGCUGCUGUGGACUUUUUGGUGAACAUUGCCAAGGCUGACCUGACAUUAAAGGAUAAGGAGUUGAACACGUCUUUGCACUUGGCUAGCAGUAAAGGUCAUGAAAAAUGUGCCUUGCUAAUACUUGACAAGAUACAAGAACAGAGCCUUAUCAAUGCAAAAAAUAAUGCAUUGCAGACACCUCUCCACAUAGCUGCACGAAAUGGCUUAAAGAUGGUAGUUGAAGAGUUGCUAGCCAAAGGGGCCUGUGUCCUAGCAGUAGAUGAAAAUGGUCACACGCCAGCCCUGGCUUGCGCCCCUAACAAAGACGUGGCUGACUGCCUGGCACUCAUUUUGGCUACCAUGAUGCCUUUUUCUCCUUCCAGUUCAAUGACGACUUUCAACUUCGUUUGCUUUAAAAAAGACAAUUUGGGCAGGACACAUCUCUGCGAUGGCUCCAGCGCGGGGAGUGGCGCUAACUUGUACAAUAAGCCCUUGAGUAAUAACAUAGGAACAGAGGAUGGGGACAAUGAUUCGGAUUCUGAAACAUUUUGACUUUUUGGUAUUCAAAAACUUCUUCCAUUGUUAUUUUAAUUUCAGCUUUAUUUUUGUCUUUUUAAACAGCUUAAAUCCCACCGCUAUAUUCUUAACUAUUAUUCUUGACAAGUAGGUAUUGAAAGAUUUCUAGUUUUGAUGGGAACCAAGCCUUUAAAUAACAAAGACAGAGGGAUUUACUGAAACGUUUUCCCAUUAAUGUUCUGCAGCUUUUCAACUUCCUGAUGUUUUCUUUAGGCCCUAAGUGCCCCUGUGGAAAGUCUCUAUCUCUUAUUUUAAGUAGAAAAAGAGAAAACGCCUUUUUUCUUUUUGACAGCACAAAUAAACAGGGAACUGUUUGUAAAAAGUUCUUACAUGUUUCAGCUGUACCUUUAGUACACCAUCCAUUGUAGCCUUCAUAGAUUUGAGCAUUACCCCUUUCCUCUGUCUGUUCCCUGCUUCCAGGGGCUCUGAUAAUUAGAUAAUUUUUAAUUAAUUUAUUUUUUUUUUAAUACAAACCAAAGGUAAAGUUGUAAAUCUGAAAACUGCCUGUAUUACUUUUCUACAGGAAACUAAACCUUUUACAUUCUGCAUGUAUUAAGCACUUAAACAUACCGAAGGCACUUUUUACAGUUCUUAGUUGCAGCACACAAUUAGAAAACUAUAGUUAUAAACUCUUAAGGCCAAAUUCUACUUGCCUCACUAUAUUUUCUCACAGACACGAGUGGAACCACUAGUGUAAAAUGAAAAUUGUUUGGCCCUUAUUUUUUUUCAAUUCAGCACAAACAUGUAUGGUUUAUUUGCACUACAGAAUUAGGGUCAUUAGAUGUUUCUGUCACCUGAGCCAUUAACCAUGAAUCUAGUAUCAGAAAAGAAAAAAAAUCAGGUGUAGACAAAGACAUACGUAAAAGUUCAUAGUUACUUGGCAACUGAAAUGGAUUUUUUUCCUUUUCUAUGCUAAAAUAACUUAUUUUUACUGUAAACGUUAUCAAAUUUUAAAAUACUUUUGCAAGUGUUUGGAUUAAGAGAGCAGAGGUGAAGCAAUGAAAGCAAAACACCAAAAGUUGAAAUACCAAACACCAGAAAACCUGGCGCUGUGCCGUGUGGGGGAUUGGAGAUACAUGCUAAAAAAAGCCUCUUGUCACCAGCUUUUAAAGCAAUGUCAACUUUGUGAAUAUGUUUACUCCUUCUGCCAAAGUUUCUAGGUCAAAUGGACCACAACCCUCCUCCGCAACAGAUGUACAAAAGGAAGAAUGAGAUUUUGUAAACAAAAAGAAACAAAAAAACCUAAACAAAAAGCUGUAAUGAACUAACCAGCUAUACCAAGAGGACCAAAAUUCUUCAGUAAUUAAACGGAAGACUUUGCUACUUUUAUUUUUUUUCUUCAAAUGUGAGUGACAUAAUGAAGUAGUUUUUCUAAACCAUAAAAAAAUAAACUUCUGAGGUAAUGAGUAGUCUUGAGUGAAUUUUACAUUUUAUGACACAGGUUUCAAGUUGACGUUUGUAACUGAUGAUGUGUUGACCACAAGUGUGUUGUGUUUUUUUUCAGUCUAAAUAAUAUGUUCAUAUACUUUUAAUGUAAAUGUAUUUAUAUUUAUUUUAAAUGAAACAAAUGCCCAGGAAAAAUAACUAUGGCUUGUUCUCCUAGUUAGCAUUUGUGCGUGCUGUUUGGAGUGAUGUGAAAUGAAAUGUGAAUCCAGGCAAGGCUGAUGGCCUGAGCAGAAAAAGGAAGGUCUGAUGCACUUCAGGAGAGUGCCCAUCUUCUUGGGUGGAAUGCAAAGAUAAAGUCCACAGGCUAUAUUGCUAAAAAUCAGAGCGUGAAACACCUUCCUUCACUUUUAAGAGCAGACGAAAGGGAUCCAACCCCUUGCUAGACAAGUGAGAGAACGCUGUACAGCAAGAGUAAAGAGACGAAAAGGUAAUGAGGCAAGGCUGAGGGAGCUGGGUCUCGUUAGCUUGGAGGAGACUGAGGGGCGACCUCAUCAAUGUUUACAAAUACGUAAAGGGCGAGUGUCAGGAGGACAGAGCCAGGCUUUUUUCAGUGAUGUCCAGUGAUAGGACAAGGGGCAAUGGGUGCAAAAUGGAACAUAGGAGGUUCCACGUAAACAUCAGAAAAAACUUCUUUACUGUGAGAGUGACAGAGCACUGGAACAGGCUGCCCAGAGAGGUUGUGGAGUCUCCUUCACUGGAGACAUUCAAAACCCACCUGGACAUGUUCCUGUGUAAUGUGCUCUGGGUGAUCCUGCUCUGGCAGGGGGGUUGGACUAGAGGAUCUUCAUAGGUCCCUUCCAACCCCUAACAUUCUGUGAUUCUGUGAUUCUCUAAUGCAGGAUGGAGUCAAGGUGUGAGUGUCCCCAUCAGCCAUGCUCAGGCUGCCUGCAGGCCUGCAUCUGGGCUGGGAGGAGAUUGUGAGCUUCCUCAGUGUCCCUUUCAGCAGAGUAAAUGAAAAGUUUUAUUUUAGUUGCAUUUUUUAGCCAUGUUCCACUAAAUGUUAAAAAUCUAUUGGCAGAUUCCAGUUCUUUAAUUAGGAAAGGUAUUUAUAUAUCAAGUUUAUUUUUGCCUUGCUAAAAUUAAAUAUUGUUACUCUGAACAUUGGGUAAAAUUAAAUGUUUUUUCAACCAUGAACAAAUUUCCAAAGUUUACAAUAAAAAAUUACAUCUUAGCUUUUAAGAGUUGCAGAACAGCAAUUACCACCUUACUUUAAGCACUGAAAAUAAGAGGAGAGAUCAAUUGUUUAGGUUUUCAGUAGUGUGUGUUCAGAAAUGAAUAGAAAUCCCAAAUUUUGCUUUUUUAAUGUGGAGUUAUGGCAUUGAAACAAAACAAAUGGGAAAUGGCAGUCUCCUGUCUAACAGCAGGAUCAUCCUUUUAAUCAUAGUUUAACCAGAAAUGUACGUAGGCUCAUUGGCAGGAUUACUUGUAAGUCUCACCCUGGACAGAAAGUUACUCUGUCCUCCAUGGAAUUGCUUUAUUAAGGAGAAAACCAGCCCUCUUUACAAAGAGAAUGUUGCAUUAUUUUAAGCAGCCGUUUACAAAAUUUCAGUAUUUUUACUUGCUACCAUACAGAGUUACUGAACAUAUUUCUGUAUGUCCACAAUACCUCGUAGCUCUGGUAAUUGCGUAGUGCAACUGCUGCCUCUUAUUGAUGUGAACAACAUUAUAGAACCACAGGAGAUCACUGAUUUGCUUUGAUCCUUCUAGGAUCCAGAUCUAAACUUUACAGAUUAAACUUUUCUGGGAACUAACAAUGAUGCAAGUAUGCAGUAUUCCAGAAAUCAUAGAAACACAAUUUGUUAGCAUCUUCAGGGCACUGGGAAACUCAUGUUUUGAGUGUGGUGUAUUUAGGAGGAGAACUGUUAGGAACAAGACACUUGGAAGCACUCAGUAUUGGCCUAUCCCACAUCCCACGUGAGGUCCCUUUUUUGUAUGCUAGUACAUUAAUUAAUCUGUAAUGUAAUUUAUCAGAUGUAGAAAUAAAUUUGUAACAUAGGACAGGUUUUUAAGCACGGGAAUAAUUUUACUCUUGUAAAUACCUUGCCUUUCUGUGGACUUGUUACAAGAGUAGAGUUAGUCGUACCUGAUUGUUGCACUUAACCCUGGAUCCUGCAAUUUACAGUAAGCAGACGAUUCUGUGCACCAAGCAAAGGGGAUGUGGGGAGGGUCUGCCCAGGAGUAUUAGCAGGAUCGUUUCCUCCUGUAUUUUAACCACAGCUGCAGGUGGAAUCCAUAGCAGGAUGGGGUCCUAGGUCUCUCUCCUAAAUACUGAGUUACAACCUCUGGACUGCCUGAAAUUGCUGUGAAAUAGCUCAGGGGAUUUCUGUUCAUCGCUACUAAAAGGGCACCAUAAUGUGUUUGGUACUUUUAUGCAGGACACAACUGCCAGAUUAUUGAAUUAGAACAAACACAUGAAAUGAAUUGUUUAUCCAUUGUACUGUUGAGAAGCUCGGUUAUGUAUCUUGAGGAUGAUUUAAAACAAAAAAAAUAUGUGAUUUUUAUUCUUAGUCAUGUAAAAAAUAUUAGAGUGCCUUUUUAUAUUUGUGUAUUACGGAAAUGUUUUGUGAAACUUGUCUUUUUUUUCAUUUGAGUGUUAUAAAAGCAAUAUAUUACCAGGAAAUUUUCAUUUCAGACCUUCUUUGAAUGUAUAAAGUGUUUCUUCUUUUCAUAUGUUAUACCUGCAUUGAAAUGAAAAUUAAUAUGCUAAAUUUCUACAGGAAUAAUGUAUAAUUUUUGCAGUGCUGAAAAUGCUUUCUUAUUACACAAAAAGUAACCCUUAGGUCAGUGUUAUAGAGGAGGGUGUUUUAAACUAGGGACAAUCUUGAGUGUGUGUAAAAAUUGUAAUUUUAUGCGUUUCUUAUGCAGUGAUCUACAUAUUAAAGCCAAUAUCUUAUGUUUUGUAGGUUUUGUCUUAUAUUUUAUGCUUUAGCAUGUGCAAUAUAUCUUUUCAAACCAUCGUGAUACAGAUCUGGUGCCAGUGUUAUAUUUUGCAUAACAUUUGUAAUAAACAAUAUAAAAUACUGUUUGAUGGUUUCGGUGGGGUUUUGUCCGUAUUGUUUGCUUUUGUAAAUUGAAGUUUAAGGAAUUGGGUAAACGUCACAUACAAAAAGAGGAAAAACGCUUUGGUGAAUGGCUUGGAAUUACAACCUGAGUCUUCUCAAGCACAGCUUAGUAACUUUUUCAACUACUGAAUGCUGUAUUCAUGUAAGGAAGAACCCUAACUGUAAACUAAUCUUGCAAUGCAUUCAGAUGGUUAUUUUUACAAAUAAAAAUGGUACAAAUACUGUUGGAAAA